GUGGCAAUUCGCAUAAAACCCGUUUAACAUUCGGGUCAUUUUGGUCAAUUAAACAGACGCAUAUAUAUACACUGCAUUCUAAAACCCUAAUUCUCUCCCGUCCCAAUCUCAUCUCACUGUCGUCGCAGGAGCAGCAGCACCAACUGAACAACCAUGGGGGCUUACACUUAUGUGUCGGAGCUCUGGAGGAAGAAGCAAUCGGAUGUGAUGAGGUUUUUGCUGAGGGUGAGGUGCUGGGAAUAUCGCCAGCUUCCUUCCAUUGUGCGCGUCACACACCCUACUCGCCCUGAUAAAGCUCGCCGUUUGGGUUACAAGGCCAAGCAGGGUUAUGUCGUCUAUCGUGUCCGUGUAAGACGUGGUGGACGGAAGAGACCAGUUCCUAAGGGAAUUGUAUAUGGUAAACCCACAAAUCAAGGUGUUACUCAGCUGAAAUUCCAACGCAGCAAGCGCUCAGUUGCAGAGGAACGUGCUGGUCGGAAAUUAGGUGGUCUCAAGGUUCUUAACUCAUACUGGAUCAAUGAGGAUUCUACUUACAAAUACUUUGAGGUAAUCUUGGUUGAUCCUGCCCACAAUGCAAUCCGUAAUGACCCGAGGAUCAACUGGAUCUGCAACCCUGUUCACAAGCACAGAGAGCUUCGAGGACUCACCUCGGCUGGGAAGAAAUACAGGGGUCUUCGUGGAAAGGGACAUUUGCACCACAAGGCACGACCAUCGCGAAGGGCUACCUGGAAGAGGAACAACACACUCUCUCUCCGGCGCUACCGUUAAUUUUUGCGACGUUGGGGUUCUUGUUAUCAUUGUAGUUUUGGGCCUCUUUGUUGUAGGAUUUUUUAUUCUUGCUUUGAGACCAACAGUUUUGGGUUUAUUGGUUUGAGGUUUUGAGUUAUUUGAGAUGAUAUUUGAUCAUAUUUAACUUAUUAUUGGAAUUUUUUUUUUUUUGGUUGGGAGAUAGUCA
Messenger RNA from Camellia sinensis, 955 nucleotides. RefSeq names its product large ribosomal subunit protein eL15. Gene Ontology annotation, molecular function: structural constituent of ribosome; RNA binding. Gene Ontology annotation, biological process: cytoplasmic translation. Gene Ontology annotation, cellular component: cytosolic large ribosomal subunit; ribosome. The record is from RefSeq and is a predicted model, not a curated record. NCBI's taxonomy places the organism in Eukaryota, Viridiplantae, Streptophyta, Magnoliopsida, Ericales, Theaceae.